GGGGCUGAUAUCCCAGAAGCGGUGGCGGCGGCUGCGGAGCCGGUGUGAGGCGACUGACCGGGUUGCGGACCCCGGCAGGGCGCAGCGAGAUGGAGGUGACGGGCUUGUCGGCGCCCACAGUGACCGUUUUCAUCAGCAGCUCUCUCAACAGCUUCCGCUCUGAGAAGCGGUACAGUCGCAGCCUCACCAUAGCGGAGUUCAAGUGUAAACUAGAGCUGGUGGUUGGCAGUCCUGCUUCUUGCAUGGAACUGGAGCUAUAUGGAGCUGACGACAAGUUCUACAGCAAGCUGGAUCAGGAGGAUGCACUGCUGGGCUCAUACCCCGUAGACGACGGCUGCCGCAUCCACGUCAUUGACCACAGUGGUGCCCGCCUUGGGGAGUAUGAGGACGUGUCCAAGGUGGAGAAAUACCAGAUCUCACAAGAAGCCUAUGACCAGAGGCAAGACUCGGUCCGCUCCUUCCUGAAGCGCAGCAAGCUAGGCCGAUACAACGAAGAGGAGCGGGCGCAGCAAGAGGCCGAGGCUGCCCAGCGCCUGAACGAAGAGAAGACCCAGGCCAGCGCCAUCUCCGUGGGCAGCCGCUGUGAAGUGCGGGCGGCUGGGCAGCCCCCUCGCCGGGGCACCGUCAUGUAUGUAGGACUCACAGAUUUCAAGCGAGGCUACUGGAUUGGCGUCCGCUAUGAUGAGCCACUAGGGAAAAACGAUGGCAGCGUGAAUGGGAAACGCUACUUCGAAUGCCAGGACAAGCACGGCGCCUUUGUCAAGCCAUCAGUUGUGACGGUAGGGGACUUUCCCGAGGAAGACUACGGGUUGGAUGAGAUGUGACACCCAAGGAAAGGCAUCCCACUGCUCCAACUAACUUGACUUCUUAUUGCCCCUCCUUGUGUGCCCAUGGCCCUGUCCCCUGAGCCCGUUUUAAUUUUAUUCACCUUUCCAUUGACUUUUGAGACUCGUGCAUUAAAGUUGCUGGAAACCUGGGAA
This is a messenger RNA of Suricata suricatta (meerkat), 980 nucleotides long. RefSeq names its product tubulin folding cofactor B (gene TBCB). Gene Ontology annotation, molecular function: microtubule plus-end binding; alpha-tubulin binding. NCBI's taxonomy places the organism in Eukaryota, Metazoa, Chordata, Mammalia, Carnivora, Herpestidae. The record is from RefSeq and is a predicted model, not a curated record. Gene Ontology annotation, cellular component: microtubule plus-end; cytoplasm; nucleus. The transcript is spliced from 6 exons. The coding region runs from base 90 to 824 and encodes 244 amino acids. Gene Ontology annotation, biological process: tubulin complex assembly; post-chaperonin tubulin folding pathway; cytoplasmic microtubule organization.